Molecule: messenger RNA, 297 nt
Organism: Miscanthus lutarioriparius
Lineage: Eukaryota; Viridiplantae; Streptophyta; Magnoliopsida; Poales; Poaceae
Source: the annotation of a GenBank genome assembly
AUGCCACACAUCUGGGGCGCCGACCACGAUGCGUUCCGCCCGGACCAGUGGCUCACCGGCGCCGGUUGCUCCUUCAUCCCGAAGAGCCUGUACUGGUACCCGGUGUUCCAUGUGGGCCUCGGCGUGUGCCUCGGCAAGAAUCUCGCCGUCAAUGAGAUUAUGGUGGUCGCGGUGGCCGUGGUGAGAGCGCUCGACGUCCAGGUCGUCGGGGACAGUGGCAGCGCCGCCUGCGCGCCUAAGUUCGUACGUGUCGGGGCUGACCUCGUCCAUCAGCGGCAGGCUCCCAGUGAGGAUUAG